Messenger RNA from Brassicogethes aeneus, 765 nucleotides. Lineage: Eukaryota; Metazoa; Arthropoda; Insecta; Coleoptera; Nitidulidae. The record is from the annotation of a GenBank genome assembly.
AUGUGGUAUUCAUAUUUUAUAUUUGUUUGUUUCUUUUUAGAAAAGGGCAGCAGUCAACAAUUAAAAAUAAUACAUGGAGCACCUGUUAUUGCUCCCUAUCAGGCAGAAAUUUCAAUUCAGGAUGGAAGGAAUGAAAAACGUUGUGGCGGAUCAUUAAUUAAAAAAAAAUACGUUCUUACUGCAGCUCAUUGCUUCGAUGGACGAAAUGAAAAUACAGUAGUAGCAGUUGUUCUUGGCACAAACAAUUUGUCUAGUAAUGAUGGUCAAUGGAUGGAAAUUCUUUCAGAUGAUAUUAUCAUACAUAAAAACUAUAGUAAUUCUGGUUUAGAGAAUGAUAUUGCAUUAAUCCGUCUUAGUACAGAUGCAGACCUAAAUGAUUAUAUCCAACUUAUUAAUUUACAAAGAGAAGACGCCCAUUUGAGUGGAAAAACCGUCCUGGCGACUGGAUUUGGAUUAAUAAACGAUUCCGAAGAAAUUAGCGACUUGUUACUUGGUGUGAAUUUAACAUUAAUACCAAACAAUUUGUGUUCUAUUGGAUAUAAAAACAUUUUUGACACUCAAAUUUGUACCCUGGGUAAGGACGACAAGAGUCCCUGUCGUGGAGAUAGCGGAGGUCCUUUGGUUGACGUAGAAACUGGAUUACAGGUAGGAAUUAUUUCAUAUGGAACAAAAUACUGUGAAAUUGGAUGGCCUACUGUAAACAUAAGAGUUUCAAAAUAUAUAGAAUGGAUAGAAACAUCUGCAAUAGAAAAAACACAACUUUAA